AUGACAGAGGUUAUGAUUAAAAAUCCCACUGUAAAGUUUCAUAAACUUAACUACAUUAUAAUAUUAACACUUACUGUUAGCAUCACCUUACCUACAGUCUUUAGUGAUCAAGGUGUUAAUUGGGAUAUAACUUAUCUAUUAAAUCGCCGUUAUGAUAUAGCACGUGCUGAUGAAGAAUUCCCUAUCAAAAUUCAACCACCUUCAGGUGAUCUUUUAUAUAGUGUACCAGCAUUACGUUUAUUUCCACAAUCAAAAUUACCAAAUGAAACAUUUUUUAUUCAUUUAAUAUUCAAACCAAAUAAAACAGCUAUUCAACAUGGAUUAUAUUUAUUCAGUAUACGUGAUCCAGAUAAUGUAUUAAGACUUGGAUUAAAAAUAGUUGAAUACACUACCUAUCAGAUAAUUUUUACUUAUAAUCCAUUAUCAUUUAAUGGUAAUUCAAAAGAAGUGGAAUUCUCCAUUCCAUGGAAUGAUGAUUAUUGGCAUUUGGGAAUAUUAAUUAAACCCGAUCAAAUUGACUUCUAUACAUCAUGUGAAGAAACUCAAAGGAUCGCUUAUCAUUUCUAUCCAAUUCAAGGUUUACUAGGUGAACCAUUAUUCCGUAAAGGUGCAACAUUUUAUGCACUUAAUAGUGGCUUAAAGAAUGCAUCUGAAUAUUUUGAGGGUUAUUUAAAAGCUUUCAGUUUUCAUUCAGAUGAAAAUGCUCUCCGAUAUAUGUGUACCAAAUCGGAAAAUUAUGAAGGAAGUGGUGAUGCAGAUCGUUUUAAAUAUGAUCCCGAAUUCGGAAAUAUAUUAAUUACUAGCUCAAUACAAGACGAUGAAGAGAAGGAGAUUACAAUAGACAAUGAAGAUUAUGAAAGUGGAAAACAAGAGAAUAAAGAGGAAAUUAAAACAGAAACAGACAACAAAGAAAUGGUAACGACCGAGAAAACUGACAUAAAACUGAAAACGGAAUAUAAAUAUAGAUAUAUAAUGAAAGACCCAGGAACAGGAGGUCUAGUCGACAUACAAGAUAUGAAGGAAAAUGUCGUUAUAAACGGAGCUAUAAAACUAACAGAUGAAUUAGCCAUUCUACCAAACGGAGAUAUUGUAGCAACGAAGCCGCUCAUUGAAAACCAACGUUUUAUCAUAGCUGAAAAUCUAAGUCAAAUAAGUGACAGAGAGGUUUACGGAACAUAUAGCGGAGAAAUGAUUAAAGGAGCAGAAGUAGAUGACAAAGGAAUAAUAUAUUUACCAAAUUCAACACUUGCGAUAAUAGUUUCACUCGAUAAAGAUCGAUAUGUCAUAUUGAAAAAUAACAAAACACAGAGAGAAUCAAUAUUUGACCGUCGUCUCGGAACAGAACUAGUAAAUGCCACGCUCCACCAUAAUGGAAUGAUCAAAUUAGCCACUGGACAGCUCGUAGCUCCCUCCUCUCGAGAAGGCUAUAAAUACAUGGUAGUCACAAAUGAAGACGACCAAACCCUUCUAGUUUACGAUCGUUUUACAGGAGAACAGAUCAAGGGUGCACAGGUUGAUCCCAAUGGUUUGAUUCAGUUUGAAGAUGGACGCAUGGCCAUCGAGCCAUCAUCCAAACUAGAUAGAUAUGUUAUAAUGACGGACCCAAACAACGGUGAAAAACUAGUUUUCGACAGACGAACAGGUAGUCAUAUCAAGGAUGCUGUGUACAGUGAAGAUGGGUUGAUUCGCUUUCCAGACGGUAGGCGCGUUGCACCAGGUUCCACUGAUAACAGCUCACAGUAUCUAAUUUACUUCGACCCUACAACGAAGGAGAACUUGGUUUUUGACAGACAUACUGGUGAACAAGUCGAGGGUGCCUCAGUAGACUCACGAGGUUUCAUACUUCUUCCCGAUGGUAAAUUGCAUCUAGAUCAGAACCAAGUAAAGCAUAGGUACAUUGUUCUACAGGAGACAACCGAUAAUACCACAUUCGUAGUCGACACUAAAUCAGGCCAGAAAAUUGAUGGAGCAGUUGUUUUGAACAAUGGUCUCGUCAAGCUACCCGAUGGAAAUCUGGUUGCACCCAGCUCAAACACAAGCGCAAAUUACAUGGUGGUCGAAUUGACUGAGGGCGAAGAGAAUUCAGUAGUAUUCGAUCGCAGGACAGGUGAGCAAAUCCCAGAUGCUUACCUAGACAAGGAUGGUAUCAUACAUUUGCCGGAUGGAAGUUUGGCUAUCUCGGCAUCAGAAACUAUGGAUCGCUACCUUGUGGCACAAGAUAACCUGACAGGAGACCCUGUGAUGUUUGAUCGUCGACUCGGAACAGAACUAGUAAAUGCCACGCUCCACCAUAAUGGAAUGAUCAAAUUAGCCACUGGACAGCUCGUAGCUCCCUCCUCUCGAGAAGGCUAUAAAUACAUGGUAGUCACAAAUGAAGACGACCAAACCCUUCUAGUUUACGAUCGUUUUACAGGAGAACAGAUCAAGGGUGCACAGGUUGAUCCCAAUGGUUUGAUUCAGUUUGAAGAUGGACGCAUGGCCAUCGAGCCAUCAUCCAAACUAGAUAGAUAUGUUAUAAUGACGGACCCAAACAACGGUGAAAAACUAGUUUUCGACAGACGAACAGGUAGUCAUAUCAAGGAUGCUGUGUACAGUGAAGAUGGGUUGAUUCGCUUUCCAGACGGUAGGCGCGUUGCACCAGGUUCCACUGAUAACAGCUCACAGUAUCUAAUUUACUUCGACCCUACAACGAAGGAGAACUUGGUUUUUGACAGACAUACUGGUGAACAAGUCGAGGGUGCCUCAGUAGACUCACGAGGUUUCAUACUUCUUCCCGAUGGUAAAUUGCAUCUAGAUCAGAACCAAGUAAAGCAUAGGUACAUUGUUCUACAGGAGACAACCGAUAAUACCACAUUCGUAGUCGACACUAAAUCAGGCCAGAAAAUUGAUGGAGCAGUUGUUUUGAACAAUGGUCUCGUCAAGCUACCCGAUGGAAAUCUGGUUGCACCCAGCUCAAACACAAGCGCAAAUUACAUGGUGGUCGAAUUGACUGAGGGCGAAGAGAAUCCAGUAGUAUUCGAUCGCAGGACAGGUGAGCAAAUCCCAGAUGCUUACCUAGACAAGGAUGGUAUCAUACAUUUGCCGGAUGGAAGUUUGGCUAUCUCGGCAUCAGAAACUAUGGAUCGCUACCUUGUGGCACAAGAUAACCUGACAGGAGACCCUGUGAUGUUUGAUCGUCGACUCGGAACAGAACUAGUAAAUGCCACGCUCCACCAUAAUGGAAUGAUCAAAUUAGCCACUGGACAGCUCGUAGCUCCCUCCUCUCGAGAAGGCUAUAAAUACAUGGUAGUCACAAAUGAAGACGACCAAACCCUUCUAGUUUACGAUCGUUUUACAGGAGAACAGAUCAAGGGUGCACAGGUUGAUCCCAAUGGUUUGAUUCAGUUUGAAGAUGGACGCAUGGCCAUCGAGCCAUCAUCCAAACUAGAUAGAUAUGUUAUAAUGACGGACCCAAACAACGGUGAAAAACUAGUUUUCGACAGACGAACAGGUAGUCAUAUCAAGGAUGCUGUGUACAGUGAAGAUGGGUUGAUUCGCUUUCCAGACGGUAGGCGCGUUGCACCAGGUUCCACUGAUAACAGCUCACAGUAUCUAAUUUACUUCGACCCUACAACGAAGGAGAACUUGGUUUUUGACAGACAUACUGGUGAACAAGUCGAGGGUGCCUCAGUAGACUCACGAGGUUUCAUACUUCUUCCCGAUGGUAAAUUGCAUCUAGAUCAGAACCAAGUAAAGCAUAGGUACAUUGUUCUACAGGAGACAACCGAUAAUACCACAUUCGUAGUCGACACUAAAUCAGGCCAGAAAAUUGAUGGAGCAGUUGUUUUGAACAAUGGUCUCGUCAAGCUACCCGAUGGAAAUCUGGUUGCACCCAGCUCAAACACAAGCGCAAAUUACAUGGUGGUCGAAUUGACUGAGGGCGAAGAGAAUCCAGUAGUAUUCGAUCGCAGGACAGGUGAGCAAAUCCCAGAUGCUUACCUAGACAAGGAUGGUAUCAUACAUUUGCCGGAUGGAAGUUUGGCUAUCUCGGCAUCAGAAACUAUGGAUCGCUACCUUGUGGCACAAGAUAACCUGACAGGAGACCCUGUGAUGUUUGAUCGUCGACUCGGAACAGAACUAGUAAAUGCCACGCUCCACCAUAAUGGAAUGAUCAAAUUAGCCACUGGACAGCUCGUAGCUCCCUCCUCUCGAGAAGGCUAUAAAUACAUGGUAGUCACAAAUGAAGACGACCAAACCCUUCUAGUUUACGAUCGUUUUACAGGAGAACAGAUCAAGGGUGCACAGGUUGAUCCCAAUGGUUUGAUUCAGUUUGAAGAUGGACGCAUGGCCAUCGAGCCAUCAUCCAAACUAGAUAGAUAUGUUAUAAUGACGGACCCAAACAACGGUGAAAAACUAGUUUUCGACAGACGAACAGGUAGUCAUAUCAAGGAUGCUGUGUACAGUGAAGAUGGGUUGAUUCGCUUUCCAGACGGUAGGCGCGUUGCACCAGGUUCCACUGAUAACAGCUCACAGUAUCUAAUUUACUUCGACCCUACAACGAAGGAGAACUUGGUUUUUGACAGACAUACUGGUGAACAAGUCGAGGGUGCCUCAGUAGACUCACGAGGUUUCAUACUUCUUCCCGAUGGUAAAUUGCAUCUAGAUCAGAACCAAGUAAAGCAUAGGUACAUUGUUCUACAGGAGACAACCGAUAAUACCACAUUCGUAGUCGACACUAAAUCAGGCCAGAAAAUUGAUGGAGCAGUUGUUUUGAACAAUGGUCUCGUCAAGCUACCCGAUGGAAAUCUGGUUGCACCCAGCUCAAACACAAGCGCAAAUUACAUGGUGGUCGAAUUGACUGAGGGCGAAGAGAAUUCAGUAGUAUUCGAUCGCAGGACAGGUGAGCAAAUCCCAGAUGCUUACCUAGACAAGGAUGGUAUCAUACAUUUGCCGGAUGGAAGUUUGGCUAUCUCGGCAUCAGAAACUAUGGAUCGCUACCUUGUGGCACAAGAUAACCUGACAGGAGACCCUGUGAUGUUUGAUCGUCGACUCGGAACAGAACUAGUAAAUGCCACGCUCCACCAUAAUGGAAUGAUCAAAUUAGCCACUGGACAGCUCGUAGCUCCCUCCUCUCGAGAAGGCUAUAAAUACAUGGUAGUCACAAAUGAAGACGACCAAACCCUUCUAGUUUACGAUCGUUUUACAGGAGAACAGAUCAAGGGUGCACAGGUUGAUCCCAAUGGUUUGAUUCAGUUUGAAGAUGGACGCAUGGCCAUCGAGCCAUCAUCCAAACUAGAUAGAUAUGUUAUAAUGACGGACCCAAACAACGGUGAAAAACUAGUUUUCGACAGACGAACAGGUAGUCAUAUCAAGGAUGCUGUGUACAGUGAAGAUGGGUUGAUUCGCUUUCCAGACGGUAGGCGCGUUGCACCAGGUUCCACUGAUAACAGCUCACAGUAUCUAAUUUACUUCGACCCUACAACGAAGGAGAACUUGGUUUUUGACAGACAUACUGGUGAACAAGUCGAGGGUGCCUCAGUAGACUCACGAGGUUUCAUACUUCUUCCCGAUGGUAAAUUGCAUCUAGAUCAGAACCAAGUAAAGCAUAGGUACAUUGUUCUACAGGAGACAACCGAUAAUACCACAUUCGUAGUCGACACUAAAUCAGGCCAGAAAAUUGAUGGAGCAGUUGUUUUGAACAAUGGUCUCGUCAAGCUACCCGAUGGAAAUCUGGUUGCACCCAGCUCAAACACAAGCGCAAAUUACAUGGUGGUCGAAUUGACUGAGGGCGAAGAGAAUCCAGUAGUAUUCGAUCGCAGGACAGGUGAGCAAAUCCCAGAUGCUUACCUAGACAAGGAUGGUAUCAUACAUUUGCCGGAUGGAAGUUUGGCUAUCUCGGCAUCAGAAACUAUGGAUCGCUACCUUGUGGCACAAGAUAACCUGACAGGAGACCCUGUGAUGUUUGAUCGUCGACUCGGAACAGAACUAGUAAAUGCCACGCUCCACCAUAAUGGAAUGAUCAAAUUAGCCACUGGACAGCUCGUAGCUCCCUCCUCUCGAGAAGGCUAUAAAUACAUGGUAGUCACAAAUGAAGACGACCAAACCCUUCUAGUUUACGAUCGUUUUACAGGAGAACAGAUCAAGGGUGCACAGGUUGAUCCCAAUGGUUUGAUUCAGUUUGAAGAUGGACGCAUGGCCAUCGAGCCAUCAUCCAAACUAGAUAGAUAUGUUAUAAUGACGGACCCAAACAACGGUGAAAAACUAGUUUUCGACAGACGAACAGGUAGUCAUAUCAAGGAUGCUGUGUACAGUGAAGAUGGGUUGAUUCGCUUUCCAGACGGUAGGCGCGUUGCACCAGGUUCCACUGAUAACAGCUCACAGUAUCUAAUUUACUUCGACCCUACAACGAAGGAGAACUUGGUUUUUGACAGACAUACCGGUGAGCAAGUUGAAGGUGCUUAUGUUGAUGAACUGAAUAUGAUUCAUCUUCCUGACGGUGAUUUAUUUCUUCAGCCUGAUGUUUUAUAUCCGCGCUACAUGUCACUUUCUCGCAGCAGUGAUAAUUUUCCAGUGGUUUUGGAUUCUUCCACCGGUGAAAUUUUGAACGCAUCUUUUUUAGGUGGUUCUCUUUUCCGUUUAAAUAGUGGUGGAGUAAUCGCAGUGGGCAACUUAUCAGGUGGUCGUUUCGUUGUUUAUGAUGGUGUUGAUGUUGCAGUUCCACGUAUUUACGACACGUUGCUGGGUCACGCUGUACCAGGAGCUGUUCUUCGGCCUGAUGGUUGGAUUGAGUUUACGGAUGGCCUAGUCUUUCCUGUGCUUUCUUCUGUUCCUGUCGGUCAGCGCUAUUUUGUUUUUCGCAAUUCAUCCUCAGGGCAGGAAAUUGUUUAUGACGCUAUAUUAGGUUCAGCUGUUUCGGAUUCAUUUGUUGACGAAAACGGUGUCAUUCAUUUAACGAACGGAUCAAUUUUUAGUCCAAUCACUUAUAAUCACACUUCUUUUUUGUUUGACGAUCUUUCGGAACCUGCUUAUUCAUCAACACUUCGUGAACGUAAAAAUGCUUCUCUAUAUCAUAUUGUCUCAUUGAAUUCGACUACUAAAAUGCAACCUGAAGAAAUGGAUUUAAUUUCUACUGAUAAAGUCGAAAAAAUAACGAACGGCAGCUCAUGUGAAUGUAUCGAAGAUUUAUUCCGACGAGGUCUUUUGAGAUUGAAAGGAGAAAAGGGAGAUCGUGGUGAUGCAGGACCUAUGGGACCUGAAGGACCCCCUGGAACCUGUCCUGCAACUUGUGGAUCGAAUCUAUCGACUGUUAUACAAGGACCUAAAGGUGAUCCCGGUCCUCCUGGAGUUUGUACCAUUGAUCAAUGCAAAGAAGCUGCAAUACCCGGACCUCAAGGACCUCCAGGAGAAAAAGGAGAAAAAGGUGAUCCAGGAGAAGUAGAUCUUACAAAUGAUCAGUCGAUUUCAGUUAUUAAACAAGCCAUUCACGAUUUUAUAUUACAACCAGAAAUUCAAAAACAAUUUCGUGGUCCAAAAGGUGAUCCAGGUGAAUGUUCAUGUUUAAGUGAUGCAGCAGAUAAUUCUUCACCGAAAAAAUAUUCAAAUAAUGAAUUAAAUAAUUCAAAAAAUAAUCAUAAUACUAAUAGUAAUAAUAAUGGUGAAAUUUCAGGUUAUGGUGCAAUGGUCUUGAAUACUGAAAUGGAUUUAAGCAAAGUAUCACAUACUUUUCCUGUUGGUACAAUGGCUUAUAUUAAAGAAGCGGAUACAUUCUACUUAAAAACAAUAGAACAAACUAAUACAUGGCGUAUUAUAAAUUUGCUGUCGAAAGCAGAUGCAAUUAAUUUACCAAUUCCAAAACCAACACCAGUUCCUGUAUUUGAACCACAAUAUUAUCCAGUUCAUAAAGGGAAAAAGCUUUAUUUAAUUGCACAAAACAAACCAUUACGUGGUGAUUUGAAAUACAAUGAUCGAAUAACUGGUGCACAUGCUGGUUCAAUUUUUGCAUGUCAACGUGCAGCAAAUCUUAAAGGUCUCGGAAGAGCAUUCUAUCCACUACUCAGUACAGAUAUGUUCAAUAUGGAUUAUGUUGUACCGCCAACAUAUAGAUAUGGUGUUCCUUUGGUUAAUUUAUAUGGUGAAAUUCUCUUUGAUGAUUUUAUGAGUCUUGUUGAAGGACGUUCAAAGCCACAAGCGAAAUUAUUGGAUUUUGAUGGUGUUGAUAUAACAGAUGAUAUUGUUGCACCAUGUUUAUGGAUUGGUCAAAAACCAAUUUAUUUAAAUGGUGAUUAUGAAUAUGCAGCUCAGUCAAAAUGUCGUAAUUGGCAGUCAACUUAUCCAGGUGAAAAUGGUUUAGCUGUGUCUUUACCAAUUGUUGACAAUGCACCAGGUUUAUUUUCUAAACAAAAUUUUAAAUUAAUAUCAUGUUCGAAAUUUUGUCGAAUGUUAUGCAUACAAAUCACACCAUCCAAUACGUAA
Molecule: messenger RNA, 8451 nt
Organism: Schistosoma intercalatum
Lineage: Eukaryota; Metazoa; Platyhelminthes; Trematoda; Strigeidida; Schistosomatidae
Source: the annotation of a GenBank genome assembly